GCUUCUAGCGUAUGUAUCGUGUCAUCUUCUUCCUCCUCUUUCCGAGGGGAAGGGAAGGGAUAACUUGACCGACUUCGCCAUUGACAACAAUCUAUCCGCGAUUCAAACAAGAAACAGCAGCAGCGACACCAGCAAUCGACUCCGCGAGAACCAGCAAGGGGGAGGAUGAAAUCCUUCAAGAAGGAAUUCACCCUGGAGGAGAGGGCGAAUGAGUCGGCCGCCAUGAUCGCCAAGUACCCCGGCAGGAUCCCCGUGAUUGUUGAAAGGUUUUCAAGGAGUAAUCUUCCAGAAAUGGAGAAGAGGAAGUACCUGGUUCCUUGUGACAUGCCAGUUGGGCAGUUCAUUUUCAUCCUGCGCUCCAGGUUACAUCUGUCUCCAGGGACGGCGCUUUUCGUGUUUGUGCGCGACACCUUGCCCCAGACGGCUAACCUGAUGGGUAGCGUGUAUGAUUCGUACAAAGAUAAGCAGGAUGGCUUCCUCUACAUGUGUUACAGCAGCGAGAAGACAUUUGGGUGACAUCUGCCUGACUGCAAUUUGGCGUAGUGCACCCAAUCCCAGUGUACAUAUGUGACAUCAAUCUCUUGUUAAAUGUCAAGUGUAGCAGCCUCUGCCGAUCUCUAGUUUAUUUUACUUGCACGUUUCACAUCUGUAUUGCUCCCGGAAAAAAGGAAAAAAAAACUGUAUUGUUGUAUCACCGAAGUAAACUUAUGCCCCUGUGCAUGAUGCUGCUUGCGAAGUCCUUUGGCAAGGAUGGACGUAUAUAUGAAUAGAAGUGUUGAUUGUGAUGACAA
Messenger RNA from Aegilops tauschii subsp. strangulata, 791 nucleotides. RefSeq names its product autophagy-related protein 8D. The record is from RefSeq and is a predicted model, not a curated record. NCBI's taxonomy places the organism in Eukaryota, Viridiplantae, Streptophyta, Magnoliopsida, Poales, Poaceae.